AUGGUUGGCCUAGGUCCUCGCAAGCCACCAUCCCGUAAGGGAUCGAUGGCAGAUGUCCCCAAGGACUUGCUGCAAGAGAUCAAGAAGCUUGAGCAGCACUUUACUAUCGACACAUCUAAGCUGAAGCAGAUCACCGACCAAUUUGUUUCGGAGCUCGAGAGGGGUUUGACCGUCGAGGGCGGUGACAUUCCCAUGAAUCCAACUUGGGUCAUGGCUUACCCUGAUGGCUACGAGACUGGUACAUAUCUUGCUUUAGACAUGGGUGGUACAAACUUGCGUGUUUGUGAAAUCACUCUGACGGAUAACAAGUCGGAGUUCGACAUCAUUCAGUCAAAGUACCGAAUGCCGGAGGAAUUGAAGACAGGCGAGUCUGAGGAACUCUGGGAGUACAUCGCCGACUGCCUGCAACAGUUCAUCGACACUCACCACGGAGAGCUUCCCCCGGAUACGGCUAAAAUUCCCCUCGGUUUCACUUUCUCUUACCCAGCCACACAGAACUACGUUGACGAAGGUAUCCUGCAACGAUGGACCAAGGGAUUCGACAUCGAUGGUGUUGAAGGUCACAAUGUCGUUCCUAUGCUUGAGGCUGCCCUCAACGCGCGAGGAGUUCCCAUCAAGGUUUCCGCUUUGAUCAAUGAUACAACCGGAACCCUGAUUGCUUCGGCAUACACAGAUACCAAAAUGAAGAUUGGCUGUAUCUUCGGUACUGGAUGCAAUGCAGCUUACAUGGAGAACUGUGGCUCAAUCCCCAAACUAGCCCACAUGAACUUGCCAGCAGAUUGUCCGAUGGCCAUCAACUGUGAGUGGGGUGCUUUCGAUAACCAGCACAAGGUCCUGCCACGAACUCCCUACGACAUCAUUAUCGACAAAGAGUCUCCGCGACCGGGUCAACAGGCCUUUGAGAAGAUGAUCGCUGGACUUUACCUGGGCGAGAUCUUCCGACUGGUCCUGGUGGAUCUACACGACAACAAGGAGGUCCACAUCUUUGAGGGUCAGGACAUCAAGAAGCUCCGAAGACCAUACAGUUUGGAUGCUUCUUUCCUUUCUGCUAUCGAGGAUGAUCCUUUCGAGAACUUGCAAGAGACUGCUGAUCUGCUCUCUGAUAAGCUCAACGUUUCAGCCACCCGUCCCGAGCUCGAGCUCAUCCGCCGCACUGCCGAGCUGAUUGGUACACGUGCUGCCCGACUCUCUGCAUGCGGUGUUGCAGCCAUUUGCAAGAAGAAGAACUUCCAGCCUUGCCAUGUCGGUGCGGACGGUUCCGUCUUCAACAAGUACCCCCACUUCAAGGCCCGUGGUGCUCAAGCGCUCAAGGAGAUUCUUGACUGGCCCACCAAGAAGAGUGCUAGGGAGGAGGACCCUAUCGAAAUCCUGGCCGCCGAGGACGGUAGCGGUGUGGGUGCUGCGCUUAUUGCUGCAUUGACUCUGAAGAGAGUUGAGGCUGGCAACCUGGCUGGUAUUCUUCACCCAGAGAACUUCAGAUAA
Molecule: messenger RNA, 1482 nt
Organism: Truncatella angustata
Lineage: Eukaryota; Fungi; Ascomycota; Sordariomycetes; Amphisphaeriales; Sporocadaceae
Product: hxk, hexokinase
Exons: 5
Coding region: 1-1482 (493 amino acids)
Biological process (GO): glycolytic process; intracellular glucose homeostasis; glucose 6-phosphate metabolic process
Cellular component (GO): cytosol; mitochondrion
Molecular function (GO): glucokinase activity; ATP binding; D-glucose binding
Source: RefSeq, a predicted model, not a curated record